Molecule: messenger RNA, 777 nt
Organism: Siniperca chuatsi (mandarin fish)
Lineage: Eukaryota; Metazoa; Chordata; Actinopteri; Centrarchiformes; Sinipercidae
Product: cytochrome b-c1 complex subunit 6, mitochondrial-like
Exons: 4
Coding region: 113-412 (99 amino acids)
Biological process (GO): mitochondrial electron transport, ubiquinol to cytochrome c
Source: RefSeq, a predicted model, not a curated record
GUCGUUUCCUUCGUGUGAUCGACCUUACGUCCUCAACGAAAAGCGGUGUUGCUGACAAGCUAGGACUUCUGUCCUCUGCCGGGAGUCUUUGGUGAUUUUCAGAGCCGUAAUCAUGGUUUUCGAGAGAAAGAUGCUCACGUACGGCGACCCCGACGACGAGGAGGAAGAUGCACCUGCCGAGGAGGAGGAGGAGGAGGAAGAAGAGGAAGAAAUGGUGGACCCUCUAGAAACGAUACGAGCCAAGUGUGAGCAGACUGAACACUGUGUGCACUACAAGGAGCUUCUGGAGAUCUGUGAAGCCCGGGUCGGCUCCAGAUCCAGCACUGAGGAGGAGUGCACAGAAGAACUCUUUGACUUCCUGCAUGCACGGGACCAUUGUGUAGCACACAAGCUGUUCCACAAUGUGAAAUGACCUGCCUGCCAAGUUUCCACCACUUGCAGCUGUAGAAUUUAACUAAAAUUGUAAAAUAAUCAGGACAGUUCUAUUGUUCUGUGUAUUAAUGUAAAUGAAUUUUCUUGGGUUCCUGGACUAAAUACAUGCUACCCUUUCUGUAUACACUGUAGACAGCAUCAGAAGCAGUGUGUGGAAUAUGAAUCACUACUGUAUAGGUGAUAGGUGCAUUCAAGUUGCUAAAGGUUGUGCAAAGAAAAGGCUCGCAAUGUGGUUGGUCAGUUCAUAUGCAAAACAAGUAUGCUGCUCCAGUAACGGAGAACUUCUCAGGUUUGGUCAUGGAUUCAUCAUUCUGACAGGAAAAUAAAGGUUUUCUUUGGUUUCCA